This is a messenger RNA of Penicillium griseofulvum, 2127 nucleotides long. RefSeq lists its product as uncharacterized. Lineage: Eukaryota; Fungi; Ascomycota; Eurotiomycetes; Eurotiales; Aspergillaceae. Gene Ontology annotation, molecular function: GTPase activity; GTP binding; molecular adaptor activity. The record is from RefSeq and is a predicted model, not a curated record. The coding region runs from base 1 to 2127 and encodes 708 amino acids. Gene Ontology annotation, cellular component: septin ring; cell division site; microtubule cytoskeleton. The transcript is spliced from 3 exons. Gene Ontology annotation, biological process: cytoskeleton-dependent cytokinesis.
AUGAGACCUAUUCCGGACCUCCCAUUCUCUCGCAAAUUCUCCGAUACUCCAUCUCCAUCCCCCGAUCCCCGCAUUGAUGCUCCGGCGACCUUCUUCUUAUCGCGAAGUCCAUAUGUUACGGAUCAAGAUUCCAGUUUAUCGUUAGAUAGCUCUGAGGAUGUCAAAGAGAAUAUGUAUGGAGUACAGAGUCUAGCUUCUCUGUCCCAAUCAGUCACAUCCUUGCCCCGCGAUCAUUCAGAUGGCCUGAAGCAGGCAACCGAUUUAGAAUCGCACCUCGCACAGCGGUCAACAUCGAAGCCGCUAAACUCAGGCACCGGGGAACCCCCUCAACAUACAUCUCCCAUCCAUGCAGUGUCUCGGCCUUUAACUCCGCUUACAUUGGGCAUCUCCGAUGACCCAUCCUCGCUGCCCAGCAGCCCUAAAUCUAUAUCCAACCAGUCCAUGCGACCACUCGAUGAUAUCUCUAUCACGGAUGAAAUUAAUAGUCAGGCUGUCGGAUCUGGAGAUGAGGAUGAACUCCACGAGUCUCCAUUUUGGCCCCCCGGUGGGGCCUCCCAGCUUAUCAUGCCAAGUAUCAAAAUGCCCAGUCGGCGCCCGUUUACCGAACGAGGAAAAGCCAUGGGUCGAUUCAAAGUUCUUCUAGCUGGUUCACCGGGUUCUGGCAAGACCUCGUUGAUCAAGUCUAUUGUUCAGACAUGCGAUGAUAUCGUACAUGUGGACACCAUCCCACAAACCACAUUGGGACGCCGCAGACCUUCCGGGUCCCGAUCUCGGGAGACAUUGACUGCCACUACGGAAAUUUAUGCUAGUACCAAACCUUAUCCUUCAUGGUGGUCUGAUCUGGAAGAUUCCCGCGUGCUCCAGCGUAGGAGAAGUAUCGGGGAAAUUGUGUUAGAGCGAAAUAUCUGUUUUGUGGACACACCCGCAACAAAUUUAAGCCGAACAGGUCAAAGCGACGCUAUCGCGCAGUAUAUGAGACAACAAUUUUUCCGUGCUACCAAUGCGCUUAAUGGGUCCAGUGUUGAUUUCCAAAACCUCCUAGCGGGGAAUGGUGGAUCCCAAGUGGAUGCCAUCUUAUAUUUGAUUUCUAAUGACACCCUCUCAACAGAUGUGGAAUCCAUCAGCAAGCUCUGCGAGUUAAGCAAUGUAAUCCCAAUAAUAUCCAAAGCAGACACCCUCACCCCAACUCAAAUCACCCACUUGAAACUCCAUUUCCACGAACAAGCUCGCGAGGCCGGAAUCAAACCAUUCCUAUUUGGCGACCCGCCGAACGGUCCAGAUGGACUCGAAUCUCAGGCCCCAUAUGCCGUCUCCUCCGAGAAAACAGUCGACACUGAAACAAUGGAUGCAAGCACUCUGAUGAGUCCAGACUAUGUGCAGCCACUUGUGCCCUCAGAACUAGACGCUUUAGUCAACAAAAUGUUCGAUCGCGACAACCUAGCUUGGAUGCGCCACUCUGCUGCAAAGAAACUUCUCCAGCAACGCACGGGCUCAUAUUCGCUCCCGCCCUCAAUGCCGCUACCCAGUACGCAGUCGGGUGCUACCGCAAGUGGGUCCGCAAAUACAUCCAGCAGCUGGCGUUCCGUCUCGGGAACCUCCAUUUCGGCCGGUUCCCCGCCUGGCUAUGCCAUGGCCCGCAUUGCGGACUACACCCGACAUGAGGAGCGCAUGGCGCAGGUCCGCCUUGCGCAGUGGGCGACAGACCUGCAGCGCAGCCUACAGAACGAACGCGAUCGAUAUACCUCACUGGCUCGCGGCGAGCGCGCUGUAUGGCUCACCGAACGACUAGGUGAGUGUGUCGUUGACGGCUCGUUAGUACCUCUUUCGCAGGCGCCUGGAUUUUGUGGUUUGCAUGGCCGCGAGAAGAGCUCUGGUGGGUUUCAGGUCAUGCACUCGCGUGCCGGCUCCGGGACGUAUCGCUUUGCAACUUUCAGUCCAAAUGACCCGCUCGGUGUGGUUGGCUGGAUUGAUGACCUUGGGCACCGGAGCUGGGUGAUUGUUCAGAUUGUUGGGAGUGUGGGUAUUGUUGGUGGGCUAGCGCUCUGGCUUGCGCGUACUUGGGGUUUGCCAACACGCAGCCUUGCAGAUUUGCGUGUUGAUUACUGGUGUGGUACUAUGGAACGGUAG